AUGCUUUUUGGGGCGUCUUCUGUUGAGUGGAAGGUUUGUUAACUUCGGUUACAAUUACGUUAUAGUUCAAAGGAUAAUGGAUUUUUAAAGAUCUCCUCAGGCAAUUUUCGUUGCGAAGUUAUUAGACUUUGUUGCGUCUUCAGAGGGGAACUGUGCACACUUUAAUUUUACGUCUUAAAGUUACUUCUAGUGUGGUUAGAGUUUCUUCUUUUUUAAAGAGUGUUGCUCUCCAUUAGCACACAUCCGAUAAGUCCAUUGUCUUAGCCACAAACGCAAAGCAAAUUAAUUAGCUUGCGAGCGGAAACCACUCGCUUUUACCAAACUACAAAGCAUAAGCUUCAUUUGCCAACUGAGAGCACAACAUCAGUAGAUUGUGAGGUCCCCUCUAAGGAAUUUAAAGGCACGCGUGGUAACCUUUCAUAAGAGUAACAUCAUUGUGUACAUCCCUAAAGAUUGACUGGCCUGUCCUUGAUCCUCAAAACCCCCUCAGUGGAUAACAGUGUUUUGACAUUUGAAUUUUGCAUACUGAAACGCAAAAUGGUAUGCGUCGAAAAGUGUCCUUUGUUGUUUUAAGGGAGCAUGACAAUAGAACGCCUGUCAGAUUGAACAAUAUGAUCUAUUUAUUGGCUGACAUUAUCCUGAGAAACCUCUAACCUCAUAUACUCUCGCACAGCGAACAGACAAGGACCGUGGAGAAUCAAACGUAAAAAUUGGUAAAACAGCUUCAACUGGACGGUUUAAUUGAGCCUCGACGCAGAUUAUUGGAUCAUGCAGCAGGCAUAGAUCCUUCAUGUCGCUAAGACGAGAAAACACGGUUCCUCCGCGAACGUUGUAUGGAGCGGCUACGAUGCGUCAGCCACGAAACUUCACGCCACCACAACAGCGGCGGAGUACCCAAGGCCACGCACAAAGAAGAGGAAGCCUCGGACAUCUAUACUCCUCCGAUAAAAAGCCACUUACAACUCGGAGCAAUAGUUUCAGUUUUGCUAAUGACGAUUUUAGUCCGACCAAGCUGGACUUUCAAUCGCUCAAGAAACGGUCAAGUUUGCUGGGUGGCAAGUUUAAGUCCGGGAAUAAAGACCCCGAGGGUGUUGCCUGUAGCGAGAAGCACUCCAUAGUUAUGCUGGGAGCAGGAGGAGUAGGAAAGACAGGUAAACUGGCCAUGCAUAGCGGUUACAUUAUAUAACACAUAGCGUCUAAUAGUGCUGAUUCACAGCUAUUGUAACUUAAAUUAGAGAAUUAAUGUAAGGAAACAUGCAGUUCUAUUUCGCAAGACACAUGGAUCACUAAGCUAGUCAGUAUGCAAGAAAAUUUCAAUUGACGAAACAUUUGAGACAGAUCAAGAUGCGCUCUCCGAUUAGAUUAACAGCAGAUAAAAGAGUAUCGUGACUGUGAAAGCUUUUGAAAAUAAAGCAUGGAACAACUUCUUUCAUGACCAUGGAAGUAAUGAUCGUUUCUUUUCACAAUGUAUGUAUUGAACAAAGAACCGGCGUGAAAGCAGAAUAUAAUUGCAUCCUUAAUCUGGCACGGAUCAUCAAUUAUGGACUUAUUUCCUAAAUUUCUUGAGGGAACCACUCGAGUCUUUCCUUCUGGAAAGCUGAUAUAGUUAUUCCUCGCCCGCAACUUCUCUCAUGGAUAGGAACAGACGUCACUCUAGAUUUGUUAUCAGAGUUUAUAUUGUCGGCUUUACUCAAACCUUAAUAUCUCGUUUUGUUUGAAUAGCGAUUAGUAAGAUUGGCAUAUUUUUUUCUCUUUUGUCUUUCAGCUUUGGUAGUUCGCUUCGUGACUGGCCGAUUUUUAAAUGAAUAUGAUCCAACAUUAGGUGAGGAAGAAGUUUAUCCAAAGUAGUUUGUCUGACAGCGUAGAAAUAUAAACUUGCGGCAAGUCGUCGGUAUCAUAUUUUUCUGUCCGGAAAAGCGGGAUAAGUUUGUCGUGCGGUCUGAUUUGAUUUCUGACAGGUUUGUGUACAAAAAAUAAUUUCUAAGUGUUAAUUUCUUUAGCAGAUUUUUUUUUGCUUGCGCUCGUGCACCGCUUAAGGGUUAAUAACGAUCACGCCUUCUUACUCGCACGCGGAUCGAAAACCAGAGCUUUGGAUAAACACAUGAUUGAUUUUCUCAGGAUGUUGGUUAAUCGAAAAUACUCUUAAACGCGAUCUAGACUAACCUGGACUUGAACAGCUUUUCUGGAUGUAUACAGCAGUAUUUCAACACAGGUUGAGUUCUGUGUGUGCGUAAGUAAAUGUCAAAUUUAUUCAACGAAAUGGUACUAAAAAUAAAAUAAAAAAAACAGUCGGUAGAUGACUGGAGGCCGUUGGUCUUCCCGUUUGUAUAUCUCAAAUGAUUUCCGUUCAAAGUCGGAGGUUUCAGGUUUCGUACACGAGGAAAUGGCUUUAAUCUGUAUAAUACCGCCUUUUUUGUUGUUGGUUCAAUAGAAGUACUUAUUUUGAAGCCCACCAUGCCGCCCUGUUACUAAACUUAGACCUGCUAAUGGUUCUAUUGUAUUUUUGGCUUUUAGAGAUGGUUUAUGAGAAAUCCUUGCCGGUUGGUGACAGCAAUGUAUCACUGGACAUUCUGGACACUGCUAGCAAUGUAAGCAGUUUAGUCACUUCUUCUUUCAUCAUUUACUGAUUGUUUUAAAAUGUUUUUCCUAAGUGCUAGCUCGAAAAAAAAACAGGAUGUUUUACCGACCACGGAGCUCGGUUUACAGGUAAUUCUACCCAUAGCUAAAGCCUCAAAUUAGCGAUCUUUUGACUAAGAUAGGGUACUGAGUAACGCCAUAAGACUUUUGUCCGACAGUCAAUAUCGCAUCACGUAGCCUCGUGUUCAAUUCUUCCUUGCUAAAUGAAUCUUAUCAUCAACUUUUUUCAAAAUAAACAGAUGUUUACUUAAUGGUUUGAUUUAUCUUUUCAACUGAUAACAGACUAACAUCUCGUGAUUUACUGAUGCUAAAGUGAAUUUUCCAGGGCCACACAACUGUCGUACACAACGACAGUGUUAGGCAGCUAAAAUUCUAGGAAAGUAUUACAAAAACGUCGACAAAAUACAAGAAUUUUAAAAGCAGUAAAGCAGCAGCUAGUAAAAUCGAAGCUUCUCUUACGUUAACUGUAGUCACAAAGUGCUGUUACACCAUUGCUUUCAGUUAGCUCCCCUAUGACCACACUCAAGUUGUCAGAUAAGAUUGACAACGUAAGUGACCUUCAGCACAUGGAACACUGAUCUAUCUAUUCCAGGAGAUCUCCGAUGAGAGAGAGGUUGUGGAAGUCACUGUUACAUAACUGUAUUCUGCUGAAGAUACUGAAAAUAGUAAUUAUCUAACAAAUAACGUUCUACUCAUGUUUUAAUUUUUGUUUGUGACGACCGUCAUAGGGAGAGAUAAAUAGUGGUAAUUGAAAGUUUUAUGUAGGGAUUUAUAAUCAUGAAUAAUUUUGGCUUAUAUUACUAGCGAAAUUAGCGUAUAGUGUAGGCUUUUAAGAUAAAACCUUCAUUUAUACGAUUAGUUGUACUCAGCCGAAGCUCCAAGCUCCAGCUAACAUUGAGUAGAGUAAGCUUCUUUUGCCGUAUGUGUUAUAUUAAAGGAUGAUGCCCCGUCGGGUUCGCCAAGAAGACAAAGCUCCAGGGUAACUGUGAGGUCUCAAAGUCUAUCAGCUCAAGGCAUUGUCCUUCGAUAAAUCAACAACUUAGGGCAGCCAUUUGUGUAAUCACCCUCCAUUAAUUUCGCACGUACAUAGUUUUGAUGCAUCGUAGGGGUCUUACGGAGAUGAAUGGAACCAUUGUUUUAAAUGCUUCUUGUUUUCUAAUAACCCAAAAGACGAUCAGUUCUUCUUUUGUAAGGAAUUGGUUUUGACUGAUUUUAGUUGAUGAAUGUGGAGCCAAUCAUACCCCGAGUUUCCAUAACCUUUACUCCUUAAUAUCAGUAUGCAUAUUCCCCAUACUACUCUCUAGACAUUUCCUAAGGUUCUGACAAGGAGAAUUUGUUCAACAAUCAACUUCUUUAGUUGGUGAUCAUCUCCUUUAUUCUCAUGACCUUAAUGUGUGAUUUAGGGGUGAUGUUGUUAGGAGAAAUUAGAUGUUAUUCACUCUUAGGGGUUAAAGGGUUAAGAGAUAUAAGCUAGUUGUGAAUAGCCACCCUUCCUUCCCAAACCAGCUCAUUUCUUCACCAACCCUGUAUAACUGAGAUCGCUGUUCUUUGUUUAAAAUAUUCAAGGCCGAAAUUAAAAGCGAACGUGCUUCUUCGUAAAGUAGAAAAUACUGUAAGCGCCAAAAGAAUCGUCCCUUUAGAUUUGCUAAGCUCAAAAUUAACGGCGGGGGUUGUUAUUCUAUUGUAUUCCCCCAGCAAGAACUCUAUUAAACGCCUGCCCUUAAAUUUCCAUCAAAUUUCCAUUAAGUAAAGACAGUUUCCUCGACAUUACCUCUUAUCACCGCGUCCAUCUAACGUCUAGUCAUAACAUAAAAUUAUUUGAUAUUUGAUAGGACGAUAAAUGACCUGAAAAUUUGUCUAGUCGUUUAAAAGUUCAUAUAUAUAUAUUUUUUUCAUUUUUGUUUCACUCAGGCUCAAGCUUCUUACAUUAGAAAUGGGGAAGGAUUCAUAGUGGUAUACUCGAUCACUGAUCAUUACAGUUUUGAAGUGGCAAGACAGCUUGUCAAGCUCAUCAAAGAGGUGAGAAAGCCUGACGGGGAGUGCCAGGUCCCUGUUAUAUUGGUUGGUAACAAGAAAGAUCUCCGCCGAGGAAGAAGUGUUAGCAAAGAAGAAGCCAGGGAGACUGCAAGCGAGUUCUCCUGUUCGCAUUACGAGACUUCUGCUCUAACCAAUAAGAACGUUCAAAUCGUUUUUUUCAAUAUGGUGUUCCAGGUUAGAUUCACCAAAAAGUCUCGGCAAAAGAGCCAGGGAUCAUCGGGUAAUAAUGGAUUUCUGAGCUCAGUGCGUCAAUUGUUUAACCAUAGGAGAGGUAGUUUGCAGGGAUGGUGAAGGAAUCUACGAAUUUGUUAUUGACUAGAAGAGUGGCUCAAGCGAGACUAAUUGUACGUCGACCUUCAUUGGGGAACAUAGUACGGCUAGUUCAGUAAUAAACUUAUCACGGAACCAAUGGCAAAGUCUAAAUAGGUAGGACAAUCACACAAUCAAAAAAGUUUUAGAAUUAUGUCUUAAUAAGACUAACAGGCGGUUACAGAGAACUGUUUGUGACUUUCCCCACUGAGGUGCGUAGGCGACAAAACUUUUCUCGUGUAGCCAUGUAAGCUUUUGCUUACGUGAAAAACGGGUUUCCUUCGAAAGAGGUUUACAAAAACGUGGGUAACAUUCAUCAGCCAGAAAGUCUCCUUUGGGACUGAUAUUGUGACAUUUCGAAGAUCGGCUGUAAAGGAGAUCACAGGUUAUAUCGAUAGAUAUGAAAACAUGGCAUGACAUGCGUAAAUAAAAAGUGCGCGAAUUCUUUUCAUACGUCUGUUGAUGGGGUGAUUUUUCAUUGAGGGUGAUUUUACUGAACAGUGUCUAAAUUGCUUUUUCAUGAUAAUGAAUAAAGGAAAUGGUUGAUUCCGGGAAUAAAAAUCACAUUAAACUUGUACCGUACUUCAUCCAGUUGAUUUCAAUCGUCAACUACCUAAAACACCG
Messenger RNA from Pocillopora meandrina, 5607 nucleotides. NCBI's taxonomy places the organism in Eukaryota, Metazoa, Cnidaria, Anthozoa, Scleractinia, Pocilloporidae. The record is from the annotation of a GenBank genome assembly.